Knipowitschia caucasica is the source of this 291-nucleotide messenger RNA. The record is from the annotation of a GenBank genome assembly. NCBI's taxonomy places the organism in Eukaryota, Metazoa, Chordata, Actinopteri, Gobiiformes, Gobiidae.
AUGAAGACCGCCCAGCCCCCCCGCAGUCCCCCGCUGGUCCAGAUGAGGCGCUACGGUCCAGGAGUAUACCCUUUCCUGUUCCCCUCCGUGAUCAGCUCCCUGCCGCAGUUGCCCUCCUCCCCCCACAGACUGCAGUUACAACAGCCGCCCAGCAGUGGGAGCACUCCUUCUCCUGUGGACAGAUCCUAUUGUUGUCUGGCUCUCUCCCCUCCCCUCUCCUCCAGCAGCAGGUGUAUAGGGGGGUGGGCGGGUGGGUCUCCUCUGCCUGUCCCCCGCAGAGCACUCAUGUGA